ACAAAGUUGGGUUUUUUCCUUGCUGCAGAAUACUACUGCUCCGUACUCCUCGCCGCUCCGACCCCGCCACCGCCGCCGUCGCCGUCGCCUCCUCACCCUUGACGGCGAGCAGUCGCGCCUCAGCGGCGUGGGAGGGAGGGAGGGCUCGCUCGCUCCGGGCAUGGCGUGGGCGGCGCUGAGGCCGGUGGUGAAGGCGUGCAUCGGCGGCUCCCUCAUCGGCAUCACCGUCUCCGACCGCUACUUCUCCGUCGCCGCCGUCCACGGCGGCUCCAUGCGCCCCACCUUCGACGGCACCACAGACGGACGCGAGUACGCGCUGGUGAAGCGGAGCCCCCUCUACGACUACUCCCGCGGCGAGGUCGUCGUCUUCCUGUCGCCGGCGGACCACCGGAGCAGGACGAUCAAGAGGCUGAUUGGGCUGCCCGGCGACUGGAUCAGCGUCCCGGACAAGGAGGAGAUCCGGCAGAUUCCCGACGGCCACUGCUGGGUGGAAGGGGACAAUGGCAGCGCCAGCUGGGACUCGAGAUCCUACGGCCCUGUGCCGCUUGGUCUGGUGCAGGGGAGGGUGACGCACGUGGUGUGGCCGCCCGGCAAGAUGGGCCGCGUCGACAAGAGGGUGCCGCCGGAAGGAAGGGUCAUGCCGCAGCAGCGAAACCUCUAGUCCAUGUCUCUUCCUUGCUGGGUUGCUUGCUUUGUCCCGCAGUUUUGUUGGUUGUUGCAGGACAUGAUCAUGUAACAAACAAUGUGGCAGGAGGAGGAAGACAUUGCGCUCCUCCGCCUUGCGAAUGUAGCACAGCAAUAGAUGGAUAGUUUCUUAUGUAACAUAGCUUUUGGUAGGAGCCUGCAGGCAAAUUUUGGUUAGAUGAUGAUGUGUGGUGCAUUGGUUUGAAACUGCAAUAUUUAUUUUCUACUGAAUAAUGUAGUAGUUGAUAUGAAAAGAAGAGAUGUCAAGAUAUAUUAUUUGAACUGAA
Triticum dicoccoides is the source of this 971-nucleotide messenger RNA. Its product is annotated as mitochondrial inner membrane protease subunit 2-like. Bases 161 to 661 code for a protein of 166 amino acids. Lineage: Eukaryota; Viridiplantae; Streptophyta; Magnoliopsida; Poales; Poaceae. The transcript has 4 exons. Gene Ontology annotation, cellular component: membrane; mitochondrial inner membrane peptidase complex. The record is from RefSeq and is a predicted model, not a curated record. Gene Ontology annotation, molecular function: serine-type endopeptidase activity.